Magnolia sinica is the source of this 1676-nucleotide messenger RNA. Its product is annotated as protoheme IX farnesyltransferase, mitochondrial. The record is from RefSeq and is a predicted model, not a curated record. Lineage: Eukaryota; Viridiplantae; Streptophyta; Magnoliopsida; Magnoliales; Magnoliaceae. The coding region runs from base 84 to 1433 and encodes 449 amino acids. Gene Ontology annotation, molecular function: protoheme IX farnesyltransferase activity. The transcript is spliced from 7 exons. Gene Ontology annotation, biological process: heme biosynthetic process. Gene Ontology annotation, cellular component: mitochondrion; membrane.
GUCCCAUCCUCCUCCAAAAGCCAGGAUCUGCUCUUCCAGACGGACUGGAUUCCCCCCUCUUUCUCUCUCGAUAGCCAUCAGCCAUGUGGAGAAACUCAUCGAGUUUCUCUUCCAAGCUCUUCUCACUCUCUCGUGCAAACCCUAACCCUAACUCUCCCAUCUUUCGCGGCGCCGAUGGCGUCCGUACACCGCUCUUCCCACCACCAUCUCACCUCCACUCGUCGAGCUCAGGGAUCCCUCCGUCCGUCGAUCCCUUGAAACCAGCGCUUGCAAAGUCCGAGGCGGGAAGAUCUUUCGGAUUCGCUUCUUCGUCGUCAGCCGCGAUCCUUAGCUCUCCAGCAUCUGCUUCGGUUGCGGAGGCGGUCCGGCAUUAUGGCCAGUGCUACUGGGAGCUUUCGAAGGCUCGGCUCAGCUUGCUUGUUGUUGCAACUUCUGGAGCGGGCUUCGUCCUUGGGAGUGGCAGCAUUAUUGAUUUUUCUGGACUUUGUUGGACAUGUGCUGGGACCAUGAUGGUGGCAGCUUCUGCUAACUCCUUAAAUCAGGUGUUUGAGAUAAAUAAUGAUGCUAAAAUGAAAAGAACAAGGCAAAGACCUCUUCCAUCUGGACGUCUUGGUGUUGCUCAUGCAGCUAUAUGGGCAUCUAGUGUUGGAGUUGCUGGUACAACUUUACUGGCGUGGAAGGCUAAUGCCUUGGCAGCAGGGCUUGCAGCUUCUAAUCUUGCUCUUUAUGCAUUCGUAUAUACCCCUUUAAAGCAAAUACACCCAGUAAAUACUUGGGUUGGAGCUGUUGUUGGCGCCAUUCCUCCACUUCUUGGGUGGGCAGCAGCUUCUGGUGAGAUUUCGCUCAAUGGGAUGAUUCUACCUGCUGCCCUCUAUUUUUGGCAAAUACCCCAUUUUAUGGCCCUUGCAUACUUCUGCCGCAAUGAUUAUGCUACUGGCGGCUUUAAGAUGAUCUCUCUUGCUGAUCCUUCUGGUCAGAGGACUGCGUUGGUAGCUUUGCGGAACUGCCUUUAUCUACUUCCCUUGGGAUUCCUAGCUUUUGAUUGGGGUGUCACCUCAGAAUGGUUCUGCAUCGAAUCAUCACUCUUUACACUGCUCUUGAGUGCUGCGGCAAUGUCAUUUCACCGCGACCGCACAACGAAAAAUGCCAGGCGGAUGUUUCAUGCCAGCCUUCUGUAUCUUCCCGUAUUUAUGGCCAGCAUGCUUCUCCAUCGCCACCCCAAUAAUCAUCCAGAGCUCACAGUGGCCGAUUCAGAUGGGCUCCUUGAGCUUCCAUUCUCUGCUGUGGAAGGGCAGGAGAGUGAGAAGAAGAGAAGUCAAAAUAAGCUGAAGAAAAACCCAGUUGGAGCACAAGCUCGUCCGCCUGUUGCUUAUGCCUCCAUCCCUCCUUUCCCAUUUUUGCCAGCUCCCUUGUACAUUUCGCCUGAUCAAUAAGUUUCAGUUGUCUGCAGGUGUCGGACUGUAACAAGCAAACACUGCGGUUGGGAGUUGUGUGCCGAUAUCUGUAAGAUACCCUUUGUUUUUCUUCAAAUUCUCUUGGGAGGCUUUUUUUUCCAUCUUUGCUUCUUUCUCAAGUUCCAUCUGAGUGAGAUGAUUGGUAGCAAUAACGGAUCUGUAAGUUGUCCAUGACCAGUACAUUUAUUUUGCAGUGUGAUUUUCUUGAUUUAUUUGUUUUCA